AGUCUCAUUCGCAUCCUAAACUUCUUCAGCAACCGUCCACAAUGAAAAAUCCCGACAUUCCCGCUUCAGUCUGGAGGUUGAAAGUGGAGGUGUUGAAGUGGUGUCUAGCGUGCCUUGUUGUCUGCACCUCUGUGUGUGUGAUGUAUGUUCAGUGGACGUAUAUCUGGAUGCUCAGGGCUGAAAUGGCUGAAAUAACCCAGCGGUUCAGGCCUCUGGAUGCGGCGGGGAAUGACGGGGGGAAAUGUCCUGACGCCGCCUGCUACGGGGUAAACUGUUAUCAAAGAUUCCCUGAGAGACGGACACACAGAAGGGUUCGAGACAAAAGACAUGUGCCCGAACAAAGGAAACAGAGAAAGAAGCGACAAAGUGACACAACAUUUCUCCAUCUGGUUCCUGUGUCCUCGCAGUCAUACAAUGAUGACGACAGCACUGUUCUGUCUUGGGCCAUUGGACAGAGCAGAGGAGUCGGGCUUCAGCUAUCAGGUGAUACUGUAACAGUGGAGGCUGAGGGAAGCUACUUCAUUUACAGUCAGGUGCUGUACAGAGACACCACCUGGGUGAUGGGUCACGUGAUCACAAAGAGGCUGAAAGGGGCGGAGUCUAAACUGAUGAAGUGUCUAAAGAGCAUGCCCAGUAACGUCAGCCAGCCACUCAAUACCUGCUACACUGCUGGUAUUUACUUCCUGGAGUCUGGGUCUACUCUUCAGCUCUCUGUUCCUCGCAGAUCUGCAGAGCUCAUCCUCACUGCUCACGCUACCUUCAUGGGGCUCUUUAGCAUAUGACACACACACACACACACACUCGCACACACAAACUCACUCACUCAGAGGCACUCAUACACACACUUAAAUACACUCACACACACGCACACUCUCUCUCUCUCACACACACACAUACACACACACUCACUCUCAGACUCACACACGCACAUCCACACCAUCUCACUCAUAGACUCACAGUCACACACACUUACUCAGUCACGCCUGCACACUCACACACACACACUCACAUGCACACACUGUAAUACACACACGAACACACCUACACUUCAUUUCCCAUAACAG
Molecule: messenger RNA, 1064 nt
Organism: Danio aesculapii
Lineage: Eukaryota; Metazoa; Chordata; Actinopteri; Cypriniformes; Danionidae
Gene: tnfsf13
Product: TNF superfamily member 13
Biological process (GO): immune response
Cellular component (GO): membrane
Molecular function (GO): receptor ligand activity; tumor necrosis factor receptor binding
Source: RefSeq, a predicted model, not a curated record